CCAACCUGUGCCAGAAGCUGAGCUGCAGACAAGUAGGCUGUUCUGUGUGUUCAGAAAGAACCACCCCAUGUACCCGAUGCUGGUGCUGCUGGGCCUCGCUGCCCUUCUGGGUGCCUCUGAGGGCCGCACAGAUUGCUAUGGCAGUGUGAAUGGAAUUAAAACCUCUGGGGCUUCAUGUGCAACUGCAAAGCCAGAGGGUUUAUCUUACUGUGGAUAUAGGGCAUCAGAAAAGAUCGCUGAACGGGACCUAAAAGCUAUGGAUCGGUAUAAAACAAUAAUUAAAAGAGUUGGUGAAAAGCUGUGUGUUGAACCAGCCCUGAUCGCUGGCAUCAUCUCCCGGGAAUCUCACGCUGGCAAAGUGCUGCAGAAUGGCUGGGGUGACAAUGGAAAUGGAUUUGGUUUAAUGCAGGUUGACAAAAGAUUCCACAAACCUGAGGGGAGUUGGAACAGUGAAACUCAUAUUACCCAGGGCACAAAUAUACUUAUCACAAUGAUAAAAACAAUACAGGGGAAAUUCCCACGCUGGACAAAGGAUCAACAGCUGAAAGGUGGGGUUUCUGCCUACAACGCUGGUGCAGGCAAUGUCCAAAGCUAUGACAAAAUGGACAUAGGCACCACCCACAAUGACUACUCCAACGAUGUGGUUGCACGAGCCCAGUAUUACAAGAAGCACGGAUACUAGGACUAGUAAUCUCUACUGAGUAACUUCCUUACCAUCACUUGCAUGAAACCCCCGAGGGAGACAAACCACAGAGCAGCUGCGUCCUGCAAAGCCAUGGAGGUGCAAAUGUAGA
Dryobates pubescens (Downy woodpecker) is the source of this 794-nucleotide messenger RNA. Its product is annotated as lysozyme g. The record is from RefSeq and is a predicted model, not a curated record. The transcript has 6 exons. Bases 68 to 682 code for a protein of 204 amino acids. Gene Ontology annotation, biological process: defense response to Gram-positive bacterium; peptidoglycan catabolic process. Gene Ontology annotation, molecular function: lysozyme activity. NCBI's taxonomy places the organism in Eukaryota, Metazoa, Chordata, Aves, Piciformes, Picidae. Gene Ontology annotation, cellular component: extracellular region.